AUGACAGAUUUUGCUGGACAAGUGGCGUACUAUGCCUGUCAUCAGGUUUACCUGUCAAGGAGAGCGUUUUAUCUACUAGUUGUUGAUAUGUCCAAAGACCAGAAUGAUAAAGCUCAUGAACACAACACGGAACGUCAUGAUCCAGUAGGGUCUUUGUUUCAUCACUGGACAUACAAAGACUAUUUCACGUUCUGGCUCCAGUGUAUACAGACCUACCGUGAUGAUGGAAACAGGCGAACUCUUGGCAAACAAACAGAGACAGUUGAUGGUCGACACCCAGUGAUUCUUGUUGCGUCACAUAAGGAUAAAGCCAAACCGAACACGUUCCCUACAUUUGCAUUCUUUGAAGAAUUGAAGAGCUCUUUACCACGAAAUCAAAUUCUUCAGCAUCUUCUUUCACCUGACAGAUACUAUGAAGUUGAAUGCCCAUCAGGUCCAUUAUUUGAUAAACAAGAAAAAAUGAUUGAAAAAGUAAGAGAGUGUGUUGUUCAAAAUGUCCAAGGCUUAUAUCACUGGGGCGAGGAAAUACCCAUAUCGUGGGCGAAAUUUGAAGAUAUCCUUAAGAACAGAAAGGAAGAAAGAGUUUUGGAGAGAUCGACUUUGAAGGGACUAGAAGAAUUACGCAUGUUAUCCAAAUCAGAUAUCGAUGAUAUGCUUCAAUUUUUUCAUGAAAUCGGACAAAUCAUCUAUUUUGCGGAUGAGAAACUGAGAGAUGUGAUUGUAAUUGAUGUCCAAUGGUUUGUUGAUGGAUUCAAGAAUAUUAUCACAGACCCAAAACAUCUUGCACAUGAAACCGAUGAAGAUGAAAUAAAAAGAGGAAGAAUUUCAAUGUUGAUAUUGAAGAGAAUAUGGAAGAAAGAAACUGAAAAACCAUAUAUUCCACAUAUGAAUUCUAUUCUACCCUACAUGGAAAAGCUAGGUUUAAUGGUUGAAAUGAAAACAAAGAAAGGUCAGAAUACUGAGGACAAAAAGUUCUACAUCCCAAGUAUGAAUAGAGUAGACAUGCCUUCUGAGGCGGUAGACACAAUCAACGCUGGGCAAAAGACGUCAAUCCUCAUAUUCCAUUUCAAGACGUACCUACCGCAUUUCUUCUUCUUCCGCUUGGUGGUUCGUUGUUUUAAAGAAUGGGAUGUUCUUAGGGAAACAAUGUUUUACAAAAAUGUCACCUUUUACAAGAAGAAAGAUCAUUGCAUCGCCAUUACUGUUAACAAAACAUCAAUCCAAUUACAAGUCUUCACACGAAGUCGGGAAAUAAACCUCUCCAGCAAGCGCGUCAUGAAAAUCAGGAAAACAACGGAAAAUAACAUCUGGGAAAUAACAAAAACUUUCCACAAACAAGUUAAAUUUGACAGAGGGUAUUCUUGCAAAAGUAUCAAGAUCGGGGAUGAAGACCAAGGCGACUUUUUUCUGCAAAGCGAAAUUUUACCGGUAAAAAAAGAAACUCCAAAUGUGCAAUGCCCUCUGCAUGUAGAAAUCAAUCAAACUCACGAGAUUGACACGUACAAGCUGCUCCGAUUCUAG
Messenger RNA from Ostrea edulis (European flat oyster), 1521 nucleotides. RefSeq names its product probable serine/threonine-protein kinase pats1. NCBI's taxonomy places the organism in Eukaryota, Metazoa, Mollusca, Bivalvia, Ostreida, Ostreidae. The transcript is spliced from 3 exons. The coding region runs from base 1 to 1521 and encodes 506 amino acids. The record is from RefSeq and is a predicted model, not a curated record.